GGAGGACGCACUGGAAGAAGGAGGUCUUGUUUUUUGCCCUGAUGAAGGAAGUCUUGUUCUAGAAGAAGUAGACGAUCCUGAUAUUUCUCGAACGUCCUCUACCAGCAAUUUGGGAGGUAAAUGCAGCAGCAAUUUGGCAGAAUCGCCUGGCCUCGAAAUAGUACAUAAAGGCGACGACCACCCUCAGCGCCAUGGGGGACCUCUGCAGCAAGGACGCGCCUCGCUUCCGCGAGGAAGAGCGCUCUUUAAGGCGAUCGUGAUCCUGAUGGGGGGAAACCUCCCAUAAGGUCGUGUAUCUUGAUCUUGAUGGGGGUGAACUAGCGAAACAUCAACCAAGCGCAUGCAUCCACAGAUCUUCGGAAGAGAAAAGUAAGAAGGAAGCUCUAAUCGGUUGCGCGGAAGCAGUUUGUUUCGAUCUUCGCGUAGCUACUCGAGCUCUGCGCUGACGCACCAGAUGAAGCAACACGGCAAUCGAGGCUCCUCUUGUCCGACCUCUUGUUCGACGGACGAACGAAUCAAUGAGGAGCCAGGCGGUCCGGAGCAGAGCUGUUUUGGGGGGGAAAGUGGAGCAGGGGUAUGGCACCAUGAUAGGCAGACAAACUCGACUUAAGGCUAAAAUCGUGAACACAACAUUUACCAGAGUAUAUUCAAAAUUGGAGCCGGUUUGCAAUUAUGAGAAGUACUUGAAGAAAGCUAAAUAAAAGAUGGUGAUGUUCCAACCAAAAGGUCAUAUAGUUAUCUCGCUGCGACGUCUAAUGAACGCCUAUCGUGAAAGAAAGGGCGCGGCGCGGCAGCUUCAGUUUCAGCCCAAGCUUUUUCCACAGCAAGGUCGCACCAGCCAGGACAGUUGAUGAUGGGCACCCGCCGU
Amoebophrya sp. A25 is the source of this 868-nucleotide messenger RNA. NCBI's taxonomy places the organism in Eukaryota, Dinophyceae, Syndiniales, Amoebophryaceae. The record is from the annotation of a GenBank genome assembly.